ACCCAACCUCUCUGUCUCUCUCUCAAAUUCGACCCAAAUUCUCGUCGACAUGUCCGUACGGAGCGGGUUCCUCCGCACCGAUUCGCGCUGCUUCGUCGCCGGACCGUACGGCUGCUGCGACAUUGCUGCGGCCACCGGGCAGUAAAAGUGCUGGCGCUCGGUGAGUGAUUCUCCGAUUCUAGUGGUUAUUGUGGCGGAAGCUGGUCUGUUCACGAUUUCUGUGCCUUACAUGGCGAGAUCGUCGUGAAUUUGGAGCAGGUUUUCUCGUGGGUUGACAGUUUUUGUGUGGGGAAGGAUGAGGGACGGUUUGAGAUCCGGCAAGUUGCGGGCGAAACCAGAGAAAGGUGAGCUUGUGUCCGGAAAAAUGCUUGUUCAGAAGAAGCUGGUCAACACGAUGCCUAAAGGUACUGACUUGGGCGAUGAGAAAACGCCAGCUUUGGCAUCCGACAAUGGGGAGGCAUGUGAGGAGUCAUCAGUCCCAUUGGAAGAUGGAACCAUAGUGAGUGACAAGAUGGUGAUUCCGGGGAGCAAAUGUGGUGAAGUUGUGUUGACAGGUGAGGGUCUGUGCAACGGUGCACUGGAGGAUAGCAGGAAAAGGAGUUGGGAAAGUUGUGGAGAAGGGACUCAGUGUCAUGAGCCGAUUAAGAAAAUUUUGAAGGAGGAAGCUUUAGACGGUGGAGUGCACUUUGUAGCACGAGUUUUGCGGUCACGGACUGUUAUCAGUAGUGUGGUCGGGAAAGUAGGAGCAAAGGCCGAGAAGAGAGCUGCUGAGCUUUUGCAAAAGAGAAGAGAAGGUCCUGGGUUUCAGAUCGUUACUGCACAGGCUGAAGAGGAUCGGGUUUCUAAUUUGGUUGAGCCAUCUUUUCAGAAGUUGAAGCGGAAGCGUGGCAGGCCACCUAAGUUGCUUGGAAAGAAAAAAGGAAAGGUUCUUGGAUUGAGAAAAAAUGAAAGGAUUUCAAAAACCAAACAUAGUGUGAAGCAGACUUCUCUUGUCAGUAGUUCAAACAGAGGUAGGAGAUCAAACGGGAAUAGAUAUAAGGUAAAGAGGACAUCACCAGCUAAAAAGGGAAAACAUGUGGACUUAGAAGUGGGUGAAAAUCUGCCUUCAUCAGGGCCGAGUUUGAAGUUAGAGAAAAGUAGUUGUAAUGAGCAUAUUGUGACCAAAGGACGGAAACGGAAAAAAGAUGGAGAAGUAGGACUGAGUAGACGUGAGCAGAAGGGUUUAGUGAGAGACCGAGUAGUUGAGUUGCUUAUGAGCGCAGGUUGGACUAUUGAAUACAGGCCUAGGCAAAAUAGAGAAUACAACGAUGCUGUUUACUUGAGCCCUGAUGGAAAAACUCACUGGUCGGUGACUCUGGCUUAUAAUGUUCUUAAAAUGCGUUAUGAGGCUGGCGAUGCUGAAUCUAAGGCUUACAAGACUGGCUUUGUGUUCUCACCUAUACCAGAGGAAGAACUUAGUAUACUAAACAAGGUAAUCACAAAGAAAAGGGUGGGAAAGAAGAAGGCCAGUAGUAAAAUUGCUGGAGCAAUCAAGAAGAAGAAGCACAAAGGAAAACUCAGAUUUGGUGCAAGUGCAAAUAAACAAUCCCAAGGAAAACGUAAAGGAAAAACUUUGCUAUCUGGGAAGGAAAACAUGAGUGGUGCAACUAGAAAAGGAACACCAUUGUUGAUUGGGACUCGCAAACGACGAGAGACUCAAGACAGAAAGAGAUUUGCUCUGUUGGUCCGCAAUUCUGACGGGACGCAACCAGAUUCUGAAAAUUAUGUUCUAUACAGUGGCAAACGGACUAUAUUAGCAUGGAUGAUUGAUCUGGGCACUGUCCUAGAUAAAGGAAAGGUCCAGUAUUGGCAUCCGGAAAAGACGCUAGCAAAGCUUGGGGGUACAAUCACAAGAGAUGGUAUUCGUUGUGAUUGCUGUGGUGAGGUGAUCACAGUUUCUGAAUUUGAAGCUCAUGCAGGCAGCAAGCUUCGCCAGCCACUUGAAAACAUAUAUUUGGAGAAUGGAAUGUCUAUGUUGCAGUGCCAGCUGGACUCUUGGAAAAAGCAGGAGGAAACUGGGCAGAAACGGUUCCAUUUUAUAGAUGUUGGUGGAGACGAUCCUAAUGAUGACACUUGUGGCAUCUGUGGAGAUGGAGGGAACUUGGUUUGCUGCGAUGGUUGCCCAUCAACUUUUCAUCAAAGCUGUAUAGAUAUACAAAAGUUUCCUUCAGGUGAUUGGCAUUGUUUAUAUUGCUCCUGCAAAUACUGUGGAACAAUUGGUGAGAGUACAAGAGAAAAGGAUAGUGAUGAAGAUACAACAUCUUCUGCAUUAUUCAAAUGCCAGUUAUGCGAGGAAAAAUAUCACAGCACAUGUGUACUUGCCGAGGAUGCAGUUGAGGGUGUUCAGAUCUUGUCUUCCUUUUGUGGCAAGAGCUGUCAGAAACUGUAUGAAGAUAUUGGGAUGCUUCUCGGUGUGAAACAUGAACUGGGGGAAGGAUAUUCAUUUACGCUUGUGCACCGGUUUUUAAUGGACAUAGACAUCUGUUCCACUGACAUAUCAAGGAAGGUUCAAUGCAAUUCCAAGGUAGCUGUUGCACUGUCCGUAAUGGACGAGUGUUUUUUGCCUGUUUCCGACCACAGAAGUGGGAUCGAUAUGAUCCAUAACAUUCUCUACAAUUGUGGGUCAAAUUUCAGUCGGCUAGAUUUUAGUGGCUUCUAUACAGCAAUUUUAGAGAAGGGGGAAGAGAUGAUAGCUGCAGCAUCAAUCAGGAUCCACGGGAAUCAAUUAGCAGAGAUGCCAUUUAUUGGGACCCGUUAUGCAUAUCGGCGUCGAGGGAUGUGCCGUCGGCUGCUAAAUGCAAUUGAAUCUGUAUUGCGCUCUUUAAAGGUUCGAAAUUUGGUCAUACCUGCAAUUUCAGAACUCAAGGAAACGUGGACCUCUGUAUUCGGGUUUGAGCCAAUGGAUGUGUCACUUAAGAAAAGCUUGAGAAGGAUGAAUAUUGUGGUGUUCCCAGGCGUAGAUAUGUUGCAGAAGCUGUUGUUGAAUCAUGAUAAUGCUGAAGAAAAAGCAGUUCUUCCUAUAGAUCUGAAUGCUACUUGUGAAGAUACUUCUCCAGAUGUGAAUACAAUGGAAGGAACAACUUCUCCUGAUAUUAAUAUGAUGGGAGGAACACCAGCAACAACCCCUGAUGUGCAUGAUAUCAAUGCCGCACCUACUGUUGAUAAAUCUACUCCGUUCUUAGACAGUUCGCCAAAUGAUACAUCUGACAUAACAAGUGACAGUGUUGACAUCUCAGAUUGUUUGGAAGAGAAAAAAGAUUUGGCCCAAUUAGGCGGGCUUUAUGACACUGAAGAGAGGAAUGAUGUCCAUCCCCACAAACUAACUUUAUCUGACAAUUUUGCCCGUGUUUCAGAUGCUGAUCUCAAUCUGGAUGAGGGAAAAGGUUUUGCCGAAUCAGAUGAGUCUCAUGAUACUGCAGAGAGGAAGAAUGUUCACCUGAACACUGCGCCUUCUGCAUCUGACAAUAACACCCAUGUUUCGGAGACUGAUCUCAAUCGGAAUGAAAGAGAACAUUUGGCAAAUGAGAGAAAAGAUUUGGCCCAUUUAGAUGAGCCUUUCGAUUCUGCUGAGAGGAAGAAUGUUCCCGCAAACACCCUGCCUUCUGUAUCUGAGAAUUUUAUUCAUCCUUUACAGACAGAUCUCAAUCAGAAUGAGAGAAAAGAUUUGGCCCAAUUAGAUGAGCCUUAUGAUACUGCAGACAGGAAGACUGUUCCCCUGAGUACUAUGCCUUCUGCAUCUGACAAUUUUACCCAUCUUUCAGAGACUGAUUGCAAUCACAAUGGUAUAUGCGGUUUGCUUCUUCCAAUCUCACAUAUCGCAACUUCGAAAGUGGAUGCCAAACUGCGUGCUGACUCAGGCCAUACAUGUGCAGAAUCUUGCUCUAGCUCUGAUAGAGCAGACUUUGUGGAUCACUUUGCCCUGCAAGAGUGCGCUCAAAUUGUAGACGCUGAUGUUGAUUGCAAAAGUAAUCCCACUGGCGGCUUUCCCACUUCUCACACUGGGCAUUCUGAAGUAAGUUCUGGAGAUGCUGGCGCUGAAAGGCAGGUGUCGGCUUCUGCAAAUGGGUCCACCUGUUCGGAGAGUGAGACAUUUCAUGAUGCAAGGGAUGAUAUGCUGAGCACUUCUGAAUGUCUUUCUGAUUCAGGUGGAAAGAUGCUUUUGGAUGAACUCAAAUCCUGUAAAGGCACGCACCUAGUGAGCUCUGCACCUUCCGAUGGGUGCACACCAUCAACAAGAUCUUGUAAUCAGCUUCUGAAAGUGACGCAUAGCAAUCACUUGAAUGAAGUCUGCCCUUCAGCUGAUGAGAGGUCGAAGGUUGUUGCAAAUGGUGGUUUCGCAGUUCCACCUGUUGACUGCAAUCCUAGUCCUUGUCAAGCUAAUGGAGUGGUUACAUCCCAAGGAUUGGUUGACUCUGAUUGCGUCGAUGUCCGGAAUCAAGAACCUUUUGAGGCUCCCAAGAAUGGCACUGAGAAGCCCCAUUUUCUCUCUCCGACCAGCAAUGGACAUGGGAUAUCCUUUGGGGUCAAGUCAGACUCGAAGAAGCAACCUGUGGACGGUAUCCACUAGUCAAAUCGGCGACUGACAAACUUGACUCUGCUCUCGGUACUUGGAUUUGUGAUAGAUACUGAUUGCCUUUCCAAUUCUUACCCGCUAGCUGACUUUAGUGACCAGGUGCGGCUGCUCACUGUGCGCAUGUACGGUGAUGCCUGAGGUUAUGCCGGGAUGGUGGGAACUUGCUAACCAGCAUAGGUAACGUUCUAAUCUAACUAGAUUUCUUCCUGCUCCUGCCUUAGCAAAGCAGGAGUGAUUCGCGCGAAGGAGCUUAGGUAUUGUAGCAAACUUUCUGAUGCCGUAUGGUGCUCGCCGAGAGCUUUACAAGGACCGUGUCCAUUGAAGGACAAUGAGGGGGUUUUGAUUUCGGAGUGUUAAAAAGAUUCGUGAUUUCUCACAAAGCUGAGUUUUUUAGAGUCACCGAGAGAUGUUAAUGUCAUCCCAUGCGCUCCUGUAGAUAAGAGUGAGAUGCUGUGGUUUAGCUUCUUGGUUGCUAGUGCUGUGCUUGUAGUUGUGGACACAGUGGCUGCUUGGCUCAUGCUUUUGAGUUUUGGAUGCAGCCUGUUUACUGUACAUAGUGAUUUUAAGAGUAGUGCCCGUUACAGAUCCCCCCCGGUUUUCCUUUUUGCACAACCUUUUUUGCUGUACCUGCGAACAGGUCCUCUCUUCUCUUUGCUGCUUCUGUCUCCCAUUACACAGAUCACCUCCAACGACGGUAGAGCGAUGCAGGUGAUG
Rhodamnia argentea is the source of this 5326-nucleotide messenger RNA. RefSeq lists its product as uncharacterized. The transcript has 9 exons. Gene Ontology annotation, biological process: negative regulation of DNA-templated transcription. NCBI's taxonomy places the organism in Eukaryota, Viridiplantae, Streptophyta, Magnoliopsida, Myrtales, Myrtaceae. The record is from RefSeq and is a predicted model, not a curated record. Bases 296 to 4606 code for a protein of 1436 amino acids. Gene Ontology annotation, molecular function: acyltransferase activity, transferring groups other than amino-acyl groups; transcription corepressor activity.